This is a messenger RNA of Rhodofomes roseus, 3811 nucleotides long. RefSeq lists its product as uncharacterized. The record is from RefSeq and is a predicted model, not a curated record. The transcript has 3 exons. NCBI's taxonomy places the organism in Eukaryota, Fungi, Basidiomycota, Agaricomycetes, Polyporales, Fomitopsidaceae. The coding region runs from base 61 to 3663 and encodes 1200 amino acids.
UCUCGACUCGACCGUCGCGUCUACUUAUGUUCAGCGAACUCCAUCUCGCCGCUGCAGGGCAUGGACGACUUGUACGCUAAUGCCUGGGAUGAACCGUCCCAACCCCCUCUCUCCGACUUCAAGCCCUCGACAAGCUCGAGCAAAAGUUGGCUCUCUCCGAAGCUACCGGACGCGCACGAGGAGGCCGACUUAGCGGCACCUUCAUGGUCAACUGGAGCUGGGAUUGGUUGGAAUGAACCCUCAGACAGCGCAGGCUUCUCCUGGGGUCAAGCCGAUACCGAUCUUGCCUGGGGCGCAAGCUCCUACGAUAACAUUCCCAUUGGCAAGUCUGUAGCUACCGGGGAGGAAGAUGUGCUCGCCGCCGACCCUCCGGUGGUCCAGGAAGAGCCUCCUCCGUCUCCGGCUUCUCCAAGCCCAGAAUCCUCACCAGAAGUGCGUGAGCCAUCGCCUCCGCCUCCGGUGCAAGAGGUGUUGGCUACUGCAGUGCCUUUCGCGGAUGCCGAGGUCCUCUCACCACCCGCAGAGCAUGAUGCCUUUGGUACGUUCGAGUCCGCUCUCGCCCCAACCGAGGAUGCAACGCUAGCACUGGAAGAGAAUGUGCUCAAUACGGACGCCUGGGGCUCAGCGUGGGCGAGCGAGUUGGAGCAGAAGGAAGCAGAGGAAGCCGAACGAGUGGACGAAUGGGAGGCAGCGCGACAGCGCAAGGCUCAGCAGGAUCGUAAAAUUCCUCCUUCGGUUAUGGCCGCGAUGCUCAGGGAUUGCGAGCAAUUCUGCGAAGAAGCUUGGCCGGAGCCUAAGUCUCCAGACGCUAAAGACAAGGACGAAUGGAAAAACAACUGGCGCAGAGGGAUAGAAGGCGUUGAAGGUCUUGAAGCCCUCGUCAACACGUUCCUACCUCCCUUGUCUCUUCAACCACCGGUACAAUUCGGAAAGGCAGCAACUGCGAAGCGGAUGGCCAUGUCUGUUCGUUUGACCAAGAACAUGGCGAUGUCUAAGCGAAGUCCAAUGGCGCACUACCUGACCGCCAAAGGGUCAACAGCGUGGGAAGUUGCUGUUAAGGAGCGCAAGGAGGUCAUAGGCGACGACAUGCCCGCAGGUUGGAGGAUUCUCGAGAAAGAAUCCGCAGGGGACGCCGCAGCUGGCACAAUCAAGGAGAAGAAACCCGCGGGGCGUCUCUUCUCGUUUUGGGGACGCCGGGAGUCGAGCACUACCAGUGCUCAUACGCGGUCAUCAUCGCAGUCCGAUGCAAGGGACGAAACAAGUUCGCGGAGCCCCGUCGUGGAAAAUAUCGGACAUUCGAGACGGCCGAGUCAAGAUAGCGUGCGAUCUCUCGCCAGCGGCAGUGCUGAUAAAAGCGCACCUCCUACGAGGCACUCUUCCUCGUCACCUGCACCAUCCGCGAACGCCUCUACAUCCUCACUUCCAGCUGCGCCUGCACGGUCAACUUCGUACGCUGACGCGCCGGAGCCACAAGUCGAUACAAAUAACGCACAAGCGCCCUCAGCUGUAUCCCGGUUCUGGGACAGGUUCUCCCGCCGACGCAGUACUAUGGGUUCCGGUAGUCCAAGGAACUCACUUGCGUUGUCAUCCGACGAUCUCGAGUUUCUUGCAGAGAUACCUAGCGCGAAUGAUGGUGAGGAUGACGAAGAGGCCACUUUGAAGGCGUUCGAGAGCGUGUUCAACUCCAAGCCUCAGCCGUCUGUCUUGCCUGCGCCUCUCCCUGCGCCUCUGCCGCCACCGCCUUCAGUGAACACAGCUGUUCGAAGCGUUGCUGGUAAUGUCAUGGCCAGUCUGCAUUCCCCUAUGGACAGUCUGGACUCCUCGCUAGGUUUACUUGACUCCAGUGCGUUCACGGCUGCCCCAGCAGCAGUCGUGUCGAUCAGUAACGCGGCGCCCUUGCAACCGGUGACUGCUAUCCCUGUGCUCCAGCCGUCGAGACCUGCCACGCCUCCCGUAGGCUUGUCCAGAAGAGACACUCGGUCUGCCAGCCCAUCGCCCUUGUCAGUGGAGAGGAAAGCCAUCCCCGUACAACCUUUCUUCCUGCCCUCUCCUCCCUCCUCGCGCUCUCACACUCCAGUCCCCGCCGCACGAAGUGCCCUCAGCGAGCCGGCGCGAUCCCAGACGCCGCCUGUCACGCAGGAGGCCGUGCAAAGGGCCUCAUCGUCGAAGCUCCCUCCGCCGUUGCUCCCGCCACCAUGGGCGCCCACGCCUACAUCAACGUCAUUCUCAGUUGCAGGUGGGACCGCAAACCCGCCAGACACUCCCACAUCGGCGUUGCCGCUGGCGGAAUUGUAUCCGGACGCGUAUCAGGCGCAGGCGAACAAGAGCGUGGCGUCCAGGCCUGCCUCCAGGGCGCGGAUGGCUGCAUCUCUCAUACCGCCGCCGCCGACGAGCUCGCAAUCUAGUGGCGCACUGCCGCCGAUAUUGGCGCCGCCGCCUGCUCCAUCUAGGCAGCCGUCGGUGCUACCACCGUUCAACCCUCCUCCCGCCGCUUCCAGGCAGUCGACGUCGACGCCGUCUCCAUUUGUACCCUCCAAGCCGUUCGCAUCCGCGAAACCAUCUGCCCUGCCGUUAGCCUCAUCCACUGACGACGAUGAUGAAGAGUUCUCUGACUUCCUCUCGUCCGCGACCGUCCCCACUUCAUCAAAACCCCUCGUGAGGUCCAUUUCUACCUCAUCGCGCUCGUCGACGCCCAACAAGACACCGCCCUCCUCUGUGGGACGCUCCGGCGGCCGGGCUCCUGCACUAGCCCAUCUGCGGAUAGGAUCGUCAUCCCGAGCAUCGGCGUCGGGCACGUCUGCCCUGCCUGCGAAGCUGGCGUUGCUUGACGAUGGCGACGACUUCUCCGAUUUUCAGGCGUCCCCGGCCACGGGCCAGCCGCCGUCGUCCAAGCCAUACAGCGAUGAUCCGUUCUCAGACUUCCGGUCGUUCGCGUCGUCGCAGCCUUUGCGGCCGCAACCGCCGUCGUCACAAUCGACUAGCUCCUUCGACGCGGUGGCGAACGAUAGCGCAACGUCGGACAGGACCUUCCUCACGCCCAAGAAGGACCCGGGGUUCGACUUCCUGAACUCAUACACUUCUUCUCUGCGCACCCCUUCGCCUCCGAGGCCUCUAUCAAAGGCACCGCCAGUAUCAUCCACCUCGUCAUAUGCGUCUGCACCGGACUCAAAGAGCGUGGCCGAUGCCUCUAUGACCCGAGUCAGCAAGGCCGCCUCGCAUUUACACACACUCAACCUCAUGGAGAAGGCCGCCUCGCGCCCAGGCCGAUGGCCGGCCCCUCCCUCGCCCCUUCCACAUGCUAUACCCGGUCCUAUAAACCCCUUUAGUGCAGCGUCCGUGGAUCUGUUGGGUGAUGAUGGCUCCCCACAGCGGCCAAGCGUCACUACCUCACAUUCGUCGCCAGCAUGGAUGAACCCUUUCCAACCCGCUUCUAGUACUAAUGGGGGCUCUGGGAUGGGAACGGUCCAGAUACUACCUCCGCCGCCAUUGUCUCAGUCUCAGUCGCUACAGUCCACCUCUCUUGGGUCUUUGCAGCGGAUGGGGUCACCGCCGACUGCCAGUCAUUCGGGGACGACUCCAGCUGUGACACCUGCGCCGGCGCAGAGCACGUCGAAGACAACUGGAUUGUCCGCGCAGGACUUGAUGUUCUUCGAGGGACUCUAGGUUAUGUGGCUCUGGCUGCAUCGCUGUAAUGUUUUGCAUACGGUAUCAAUCUUACGAAUUCACGGAUCAAAAUCAAUCAUGAGGGACGAGUCCGACGAUCUCACCAGAAUCCAGAUCCUCCGCGGUCAAGUGACAAGACGUGUUAUCA